CUUGUGUCUUUCAAAUGCCUCUACACCACUCACUCCACAUGUAAGAGACUUUCACAAGUUAGUCAUAUCUAUUAUCUAUAUAUACAUACACGUAACACAUCAUUCCAUAGCCAAACUCAAGUCGAUCUUCACAUCCUCUGCUAUCAAAUCCUUUACUUUCUCUUCCCUUUUUGUUUCUGAUCUUCACUACCUUUUCCAGAAACAACAUACAUAGAUAGCAAUGGCUAUUCGUUUGCCUGGUAUUACACAUGCUAAGCACAUUCUUCGCCGAUCAAACUCAUUUGCAAAGAAAGCAGCUUCAACAUUUACAGAUGUUCCAAAAGGCCACCUUGCAAUAUACGUUGGAGAGAGCGAAAAGAAGCGAUUCAUAGUUCCAGUAUCACUUCUGAACCAGCCUUCAUUUCAAGAAUUGCUAGGCAUGGCUGAGGAAGAAUUUGGAUUUGAUCAUCCAAUGGGAGGUCUCACAAUUCCCUGCAGCCAAGAUUUCUUCAUUGGUCUCACUUCUUGCUUACAUGAAUUGUUGUAAUACAUAAACAAGCAGUGCCAAUUUUGUAAAUCCAUGUAUAUUCUUCAUUUGUUUUUAGCAGAAGAAGAGAUGGGGAUUAACUACCUAUCCUGAGUUUUUCUAAUCGAAUUAUUGCAGUUUCUCUUACACCCUUCUCACAUUCUCCUCAGUUUAAAUUGAUCUUUUCAUUCUGUGAUAUUUCAAGCCCCUUAAAUUUUGUUUGAUUUGCA
Alnus glutinosa is the source of this 735-nucleotide messenger RNA. Its product is annotated as auxin-induced protein 15A-like. Gene Ontology annotation, biological process: response to auxin. The record is from RefSeq and is a predicted model, not a curated record. The coding region runs from base 221 to 526 and encodes 101 amino acids. Lineage: Eukaryota; Viridiplantae; Streptophyta; Magnoliopsida; Fagales; Betulaceae. The transcript has a single exon.